CAGAUCUGAGUCAAUCCAAUGUGUUGCAACAAACCAGUCAGAGCUCUUUUUCGUAGCACGUGCUUCGCAACAAGACUGUUCAGAUAAUGUCAUAGUAAUGCGCCUGAUGCAAUAGUUUAAAUUCUUUGUAGACUCAUUUAUGUUUUACUUAUGACCAAUAGUAAUAUUCCGGUGUAGAUUUUCCUGCCAGAAAAAUUCUUUCCCAGUUUCCUUUGCCACACACAAGAAUCAUUUCCUGAAACUGAAUGUAUUAAAAUGCUUCCCAGAAGUACAGUUGUUAAUUGGACUAUAUAUUUGAAUAACUUCUACUCAGAUGAUUUUCAUUUUCAGUACCAGCAGAGCACUUCCCCGUAAGUUCAGAGUUCCUCCAUGUUUUUGUUUCGUUCGUCGCCAACAGGUAGCCACGUGUUGUGUUUUUCUCAAGUUCGUGUUGAACUACUUACUUUUCUCGCUGUCUGUACAAAUAUCAGACUGAAGAUUUGUAGAAUUCCAAUAGAUCAACAUUAUCAGAUGUUGCAAACUGAUCUUAUGUUUUUCUUUUUCUUUUUGAAUGGUCAGUUUUCAAUUCCAUGUCUUGCAGUCCGUAAGAGGAUUUAGACUUACCAGAACUGCAAGAACUGCAACAGCGAGCGUAAAUGCCAAAGGUUUUUGCCGCUUGGCGGCGGUGAGGCGUGCCCCCUUAUGGUUCGUCGUUUCCGGCGUCAAGAAGGACGGGAUGUCAAUGAUGGGAGACGAGAUUGACUACAUGAAGGAGCCACUGCAGCAGAAGAUGCAGGAGCAGCCACACGAUGCUGACACGGCGGUGGCGUUGUUGAGCCUCUUCCUGGAAUCAAACCUGAACGAGAUGAAGCUAGGAGAGGGCGGCCCCCAGGUGGAGAUGUACUGUGCCGCCAAAUCAUACAUUUUUGAGGUUUCUAUGGGGAUCCUUCAGGUGUUCCUCAACUUUCGUCUUUAGAUGAUGAAUGUGAUUCUUCUGCUGGUUGGCUUGAGCACAAGGGCCAUUCGAGAUCACAGGGAGGAAGCACUGUUGGCCUUGCUAACGGCCGGUCCAUGUAUUCGUGCUCUAUGCAACAUUGGGCUA
This is a messenger RNA of Lolium perenne, 1081 nucleotides long. Lineage: Eukaryota; Viridiplantae; Streptophyta; Magnoliopsida; Poales; Poaceae. The record is from RefSeq and is a predicted model, not a curated record.